Messenger RNA from Trichomycterus rosablanca, 2374 nucleotides. It is a transcript of the gene camk2n1a, whose product is annotated as calcium/calmodulin-dependent protein kinase II inhibitor 1a. The transcript has 2 exons. NCBI's taxonomy places the organism in Eukaryota, Metazoa, Chordata, Actinopteri, Siluriformes, Trichomycteridae. Gene Ontology annotation, biological process: negative regulation of protein kinase activity. Bases 302 to 541 code for a protein of 79 amino acids. The record is from RefSeq and is a predicted model, not a curated record. Gene Ontology annotation, molecular function: protein kinase binding; calcium-dependent protein kinase inhibitor activity.
CCGAUUGACUGCACAGUUCCGUCAGGGUUUCCUUUAUGAUCGCGGGAUCUCCCCCAUCCUCCAGCAGAUCUACACAAACACACCGAUCCACCGCAGCGCCACUUUCCCUCCAGCUGCUGCUCGAUUCAGUCGAUCCUGACCAGUUCUGACGCUACGUCACUGCACUUGACUGUACUUUUCGCGCACUUUCUUUUCACUUCAGAUACCCAGAGGACUUCGGUGUGAUCACCUGAGCCGGGAUCGCUCUUCCAUCUAUUCUCAGCCUUGUCAGUCAGAUCUUUUACCUUCUCUCCGCGCCAUCAUGUCCGAGGUUCUGCCGUACAGCGAGAGCAAGAUGAGCGGCUACGGAGGUGACAACGACGUCAGCCAGAUGUCCUUCAGCUGCGGGCUGCAGGAUACCAGCUCGUUUUUCGGGGCUGCGCAGGCAAAAAGACCCCCGAAACUCGGCCAGAUUGGCAGAGCAAAACGAGUGGUCAUCGAGGACGACCGAAUAGAUGAGGUUCUGAAGGGGAUGACGGAUAAAGCGUCACCGGGUGUCUAAUACGUUCCUUAUGCCCGGCAGACAUUUAUUUUUUUAAACAAUCACCUGUUUGAAGCAGUGGUCAGCUGUGCAUAAAGGAAGUUGGAGAGACACGACAUGCGGCCGUAAAGGUGACAGAAGGGGAAACGACGAGAGGUGGCGACGGCGAGAUUCAUCUCUGCGUUUGCCAGCCAUUCAACUAAAGAAACGCAGAUCUAUUAAAAAAAAAAAAGAGCAUCGCUGUGCAGAAAGUCAUCGAUGCUGCCACGGUUUCCCGUGUGGCUCCAUUUUAAUGAUUUUUUCACCUUGCCAACAGAGGACUGACUUGUGAUUAGCCUUCUUCACGACCAUCUUGUUCCAAAAACGUGCCGUAUAAGCAUAACAGAGGCUGAAGCACAUCUUGAGCUUUGUUGUCGUAGUUGCAUAGUAUCUAAAACUUAAAAAGAUCUUGUAUUUAAACUUGUAGCCUACGUGCGUAGCCUACGUGCGCGUCAAGUCGGAAUUGAGCGUCCGUGAUCUGCACCUGCUCCAAGCGUACAGUGCAUUCCAGUUGCUGCUAGAUUUCGUAGGCUUACACACAGAACACGAACAUUUAAAACUCACAAGACCCAGUGAAUGGUGCGAUGUUAAUACCUAUAGUUCGCUAAGUUUUAAUUAACGCUCAUCACUGAAUGGGUUUGAAAUGUGUAGCUGUAGACGUUUCCUGUUAAUAGCCUGUAGUAUACAUUUUGCCCAUUUUUGUGGCGAAGGCCAUGGGUGGCAGUAAGAAAUUUGGGCCCCUUGAGAGGUUCAUGCACUGCACCCCAUGUCAGCUCUAGCAUGCUUGAUUGCAUAUAUAUUAAUGCUUGUAAAAACAACUUGUGGACAGUUUCCCUAGGCCCACCAUGAACUCUGGCCCUUGUAAAUUGUUCCAAGAUUCACUCAAGGUUAUCCUGCCUUACAUGCAACUUGAUUUAGAUGUUUCAGAAUGUUAUGACUUGGUUCUACUUUAAAAUUUGUUUCCACUUCUGCAUGAUUUUUUACGUCUGGUGCCAAUACAGUUGCCUCCAUGACGUUUUAUGCUGUAUUCACAUUAAUGCAAAAAAACCAAAAAAAAAACCAAGGUAAUUUGGAGUGAAUUAAGGGCAUUGUGUUUGGAUGUCAUGGGUAAACUCUUAACCCAGACCUAAAACGUGACCUCCGUAAACUCCUGUACUCUAGGUGGCACUAUAUUGAAAUCCUAUGAGCAUGUGGGAUUUAUACUUUUAACAUGUGAUUACUCGAUCUGUACGUGGGCAGCGGACGCACAAAAAUUCGUUAUGGCUGUGCCAGUGAUGUUCAGUGAAGUCACAAAAUACGAGUCCGAGUCGAGUCACGAGUCUUUAGGCUAGAGUCCGGGUCAAGUCACGAGUCUUUAGGCUAGAGUCCUUAGGGUAGCGUCUGAGUCAAGUUACAUAUAUUGGAAAUGUAGCGUAGAAAUAAACAAAUAACAUGCAAGUUCAGAUAAAAAACAACAGAUUGGCGACUGUAUUUUGCUGUUUUACUUAGUGCCUUUACUUUCCAGUUAAAAGCUAAAACUGAUGUUUUGUUUUCAUUGCAAAUUACGGCACAGUGGCCAAAAUCCAAAACACAGCAAAAAAUCCAAAACCACUGCUUACCUUAGCUUAUGUUCUUCCAGAUGCUAUUAAAUUUAUAACCGUGUGUCCCAUUAGGAAUAUAAUCCAUUAUUUUGUAAAUGUGCUUAUAAUUAAAAACCUCCAAACUUUUCCCGGUUGUGAAGUAAAACACGAACUCGUUAGAAAGCCAAUCAAGCGUUUCAUUGACACAUCAUCUGUGUGACGCUGCAAACUAAAUACAUGCAAAUAACAACAUUUC